UCUUCUGCACAUAUAAGCCAUCUGAGAAGUUUCUACCCCUUUGCUGAUGCCACAAAGGGCGACGACUUACUCCCGGCGGGGACUGAGGAUUACAUUCAUAUAAGGAUCCAGCAACGAAACGGAAGAAAAACCCUAACAACUGUUCAGGGAAUUGCAGAUGAUUAUGACAAGAAGAAACUUGUGAAAGCUUUCAAAAAGAAAUUUGCUUGUAAUGGUACUGUGAUUGAACAUCCUGAAUACGGUGAAGUUAUCCAGCUUCAAGGUGAUCAGAGGAAGAACAUUUGCCAAUUCCUCUUGGAGAUUGGCAUUGUCAAGGAAGAACAACUGAAAGUUCAUGGUUUCUAAAAUACCUGUACUCUCAUGAAGAAUCCUGCAGUAUUUGGUCUUACCUAGCCUGGCUCUUCUGUGAAAUAUGAAUCUUUGCAGUGGAUGGACUUCCUUGUUACCUGAACAUUUAAAAUUUGAUUCAGAUUUGCAUGACUGUGUGAAACAUGUGGCGUGUAGACUAGAAACACAUAAGAAAACUUCGGUAAGGUGGUAAUAAAGACACUUGUGAACUUUAACACAUUUCCAGUGGAAAUGUUUGGGUGAUCAUUGUUCAGUUUAGUACUCUCCACCUGACUUAAAUGUGUGGCUUGUAUUAAAAUAGUGUGUGUUGUUGCUUAAAAAUAAAAAUUUAUUCAUAU
Leptosomus discolor (cuckoo roller) is the source of this 686-nucleotide messenger RNA. The record is from RefSeq and is a predicted model, not a curated record. Lineage: Eukaryota; Metazoa; Chordata; Aves; Leptosomiformes; Leptosomidae.